Molecule: messenger RNA, 2504 nt
Organism: Osmia bicornis bicornis
Lineage: Eukaryota; Metazoa; Arthropoda; Insecta; Hymenoptera; Megachilidae
Gene: Ssrp
Product: FACT complex subunit Ssrp1
Exons: 14
Coding region: 158-2377 (739 amino acids)
Cellular component (GO): FACT complex; nucleus
Molecular function (GO): DNA binding; nucleosome binding; histone binding
Source: RefSeq, a predicted model, not a curated record
AAAGUGGCGCGCAUUACACAAGAAAUUCAUGUUUUGAGUUUCAUUCUUUGUUGUUUCAGAGAAAGAAAAAGCGGCUAUCCAUCAACGUUUAAAGUGUAAGGUUAUGCGUUUGGCUGGUGGUUAAUAAAUAAGCAAUCCUUUUUGAUCAUAUUUAAAGAUGGAUUUUUUAGAAUAUACAGAUGUACUUGCAGAAGUAAAAGGAGCUAUGACUCCUGGAAGAUUAAAACUAACAGACCAACAUUUGAUUUUCAAAAAUCAAAAAACUGGUAAAGUAGAACAAAUUUCUGCAUCUGAUAUGGAAAUGGUAAAUUAUCAGAAAUUCAUUGGUACUUGGGGUCUUAGAAUAUUUCUUAAGAAUGGAACUUUGCAUAGAUUUCGUGGCUUCAAGGAAGGAGACCAGGAAAAGAUUGCAAAAUUCUUUACCCAGAAUUAUAAAAAAGACAUGUUAGAAAAAGAACUUAGCCUGAAAGGUUGGAACUGGGGCACUGCUAGAUUUAAUGGCUCUGUUCUGAGUUUUGAUGUUGGUCAUCAUACUGCUUUUGAAAUUCCACUUUAUGAUGUUUCUCAGUGUAACACUGGGAAGAAUGAAGUUACCCUAGAAUUUCAUCAGAAUGAUGAUGCUCCAGUAAGUUUAAUGGAAAUGAGGUUCCACAUUCCAGUUAGUGACAGUGCAGAUCAGGAUCCUGUAGAAGCGUUUCAUCAACAAGUUAUGGAGAAAGCAUCUGUUAUUAGUGUUAGCGGAGAUGCUAUUGCUAUAUUUAGGGAAAUUCAGUGUCUCACACCACGUGGUCGUUACGAUAUAAAGAUAUUCCAAUCAUUUUUCCAAUUACACGGUAAAACAUUUGAUUAUAAGAUUCCAAUGUCAACUGUUUUAAGGUUGUUUCUUUUACCUCAUAAAGAUAACAGGCAAAUGUAUUUUGUGGUUAGUUUGGAUCCACCAAUUAAGCAGGGUCAAACUCGUUAUCACUAUUUAGUAUUAUUGUUUAAUCAAGAAGAAGAAACCUCAAUUGAAUUGCCUUUCUCCGAGAAAGAACUGAAAGAAAAGUAUGAAGAUAAAUUACCGAAAGAGUUAUCAGGACCAACUUAUGAAGUGAUGGGUAAAGUGAUGAAAGUGAUAAUUAACCGAAAGCUCACUGGUCCUGGAAAUUUCGUCAGUCAUUCUGGUACUCUAGCAAUUAGCUGUUCCUUCAAAGCAGCUGCAGGAUACCUGUAUCCUCUAGAAAGAGGUUUCAUCUAUGUUCAUAAGCCUCCAAUUCACAUACGAUUUGAAGAAAUAGCAUCAGUUAAUUUUGCACGUGGUGGAGGUUCCACUAGAUCUUUUGAUUUUGAAAUUGAAUUGACUAGUGGGGUUGUUCACACAUUUAGCAGUAUUGAAAAAGAAGAAUAUGGAAAGCUUUUCGAUUUUAUUACCUCGAAGAAGCUACGCGUUAAAAAUAGAGGCAAGAGUGAUAAAUUGAAUUAUGACAAUGAUUUUGGAGAUAGUGAUCAGGAAGAUGAACCAGAUGCUUACUUAGCAAGAGUGAAAGCAGAGGCACAAGAAAGAGAUGCAGAAGAUAAUCAAGAUUCUGAAGAGGAAUCCACGGAUGAAGAUUUCAAUCCCAAUCAAGAUGAGAGUGAUGUAGCAGAGGAAUACGAUAGUAAUCCUAAUAGUUCAGAAAGUGAAAAUGAUUCAGAUGCUUCUGGAAAAAGUGAGAAGAAAGAAAAGAAAGAGAAGAAGGAGAAGAAACCAAAAUCUGCCAAAACAAUAUCGGAGAAACCCAGAAAACCGAGAAAGCAAAAGAAAGAAAAAGAUGCAAAUAAACCCAAAAGACCGCCAACCGCGUUUAUGAUCUGGUUAAACAGUGCUCGAGAAAAAAUUAAAGCAGAUAAUCCUGGAAUCGCAGUUACAGAAAUAGCGAAGAAAGGAGGAGAAAUGUGGAGAGAACUUAAAGAUAAAUCUGAAUGGGAACAGAAAGCGGCAAAAGCAAAGAAAGAAUAUGCUGCUUCAAUGAAAGAAUACGAAGCUAGUGGAGGUGGACAAAAAGAAAAGAAAGAAAAGGUUGAGAAAGCAGAAAAGUUAGAAAAGGCAGAUAAGAAAAAGCCUGAUAGUAAAAAAGAGGUUGUUAAACCUAUAGCCGUACCUAAUUAUAAGAGCAAAGAGUAUAUUAGUGAAGAUGAAAGCAGUAGUGAUGAAGAUACUAAGAAAUCUGAGAAGAAACAUUCAGAUGAUGACGUUGAAGCCGAUAAAGGAAAGAAAAAAGGAGAUAAACGUCCUACGGAAGACGAUGAUAAGAAGGCGAAGAAGAAAAAGAAAGAAGAGUCUGAUGAAGGAAGUGACGAAGAAGCUAUUGAAAGCACACCACCUUCGAGUGAUGCAGAAUCUGCAGAUAGCGAUUAAUUUCUUAAAAUUUGGAAGUUACAGCUGAAGUUUUCCUGUACAUAUAUACGUAUCAUUAAUAUUUUCGAAAAUAUUCAAAUGUAUUCUAAAUUUCAUACUUUUUAAAUUAUAAGAUAUGAAUAUUUAA